Truncatella angustata is the source of this 3418-nucleotide messenger RNA. RefSeq lists its product as uncharacterized. Gene Ontology annotation, molecular function: protein binding; serine-type endopeptidase activity. The record is from RefSeq and is a predicted model, not a curated record. NCBI's taxonomy places the organism in Eukaryota, Fungi, Ascomycota, Sordariomycetes, Amphisphaeriales, Sporocadaceae. The transcript has 6 exons. The coding region runs from base 88 to 3012 and encodes 974 amino acids. Gene Ontology annotation, biological process: proteolysis.
CUCAAAGCGCCAUUCGUUGUACCAUUCGCUGCACCAUUCGCUGCACCAUUCGCUCUGCCUCAUAAUACGACCUUGAGCAUUUUGGAAAUGGCGAGCUCAAUGGAUGCUCAGAUAGACCAACUUUCAAAAGGAAAAGAUACACACGGCGGAAACGGCAACGAAAUCCAUGACGAUGAUGACGAUGAUGAUGCUGAUGACUACCCACCUGAUAGCAAGAUCCAGGAUUUGUUCGAGUGUGUCCUAAAUGACUUGGUCAACGACGAGAGAUUCAUUCUGUCGUUCUUUUCUGACCUGACUAACAACGAAAAAUCAUAUACUUUCUCCAAUGACCGCAGUUUUGACCCCAAGCUCGCAUUUUACGCUACAUCUAAAUCUCAUAAUAUUCUCCAUCAUUUCAUCCAAAAUUUUAUACGAUUAAAACCCGAGAAGGCUAUAGUGAGCAGAUUCGUCAAUUUCAUCGGGCUUCUCCUGAAGCGCUUCCCUGACCUGCUGCUCGAUGGGUUGAAAGAUGAUAACAGCCCGCUCGAUGAGGCAGUUUCAGGAGAUGAUUGUCUUGAGAUUAUUCAAGCGAUGUGUGAGCAUGGAAUGGAGAGAGCAGAAAAUAGAUAUCCGAAUGGGGACCAGAACGGAACUACGAUUACACAUGAUGUAGCUGCAGCUGAUUCCGGCAAAGUGGGAAUAAAUGAGGGCGAGCAUGAAAUAUCUCCCAGGGUUGCUUGGUCCAAACUCGUCAAGAUAAACCGGGACACAUGUCUGCAUAAGGCGAUCAAAAAGAAGAAGAACGAUUAUGCGCAUUAUCUUCUUGCCAAGAUCGAACACGGCGGCGCUGUGGACAAGAUUCUGAGCCAUUUCGGUCAAGACGGCCUCACACCCCUUCAUCUGGCAGUGGACUUUUCAAGAUGCUAUCAAGAUCAGGUGGAACUUGUCGAGAAGCUCAUUGAUCUAUACCCCAAAGCGCUUACGCUAAAGUCCGGCCCCUAUUUCCAGAACCAACAAGUAAGCAUUGCAGGCACAAACAAAAAAUAUGCACAAAGCAACAACGGCCGUGGGGAUCGGGAUUCUGUAGCAGAGUUGAAGGAGAAUCUGUCCCCAUACCGGUACUUUAUGGACACAAGGGAACGGGAAGAGAACUGUGCCCUUGAACCGCCAGGAAGACUAAGAAAAGAACAACUCAGAUCACGCACCAAGAUAAGAGGCAAUGCAGAGGACGGAAGAAGGAUAGAGGAGCUUUUGAGACUCAGCUGUAUGCGCCACUAUGGUCGUGAUCGCACAACAAUUACAGAUCUCUUACCUCUAUCGCUUGGCCAGAUUCAUUUCGACCUUAACCCGCGGACAGAAGUGUCGCAAGAACUUCUGAACUAUAUAGCCAAGUCAGCAGUCAUGAGAUUUGAACCAUACCUGCAGUACGUGGGCGUACCAAAUGUGCGGGUAGUGAACGUGAGGAUGGAGAGGCUAGAGGCGGAGUCCUGGUGGGAAUCGCACAGUCGCAAAGAUUACGUCUACAUCUUCGAAUGGUUAAGGACGACGAUGAAGGUCAAGAGGAUUCUCAAGAUCGUUGUCGAAGACGACCCCAACAAUGUCCACAGCGACGAGGCAAUCGAACGAGCCGUUGCAAGCUUUGAUAUCGAGGAGUGGGAUUGGAUGAAAUUGGAUAUGUGUAGCGACACUAUUCUGGCAGCGGCCCGAAAUGUUCGUGACUUGUCCCUAUACUGGAGUGGUAACAGGGCUAUCCUUAAGAGCUGGGCCGCGUCAGAUGGGCUUGUUCUACUCAAAGAGUUACGAAAAAUACGGAUCAUGAUGCCAGAGUCUAUUGAGUCCCACGACAGAACGGACAACACUAUAUCAAAAUUCAAGAGCAACUUGGAAAUGUCCUGGGUCAAAUGCUGGGCUGAUGAAAUACCUUAUCGAAAGCCACCACAUAUUGACAUUCAGCCUGUUUUCACGCAAACAUAUAUGGCCAAGAAACUCUCGGAAACGGAGAGAGAAGAAAAAGGGCGCAAAGAGAAAUGGCUCAAAUGCAUGGAAAACUUCUCUCAAAUUCUGAAGAAGUGGACCAACAAUUGGCUAGGUAUUAAAGGGAACGUGUGGACGGAUGAAUAUGCGAUCAAGGUUGCCAUCAUUGACGACGGCCUAGACAUCGACAGAGACGACAUAGGUAGAAAUGUUGCUCUUGGCGAGACCUUUUAUGAUAACAAGGGCCAUUGGCCGGGUUUCUACCAGAGCGCGUACGGGCACGGCACCCUCAUGGCCAACCAGAUACGCCAGAUAUGCCCCAAGGUUCAACUGUACGUCGCGAAGUUAAACGAGGUCUGGAGCGACGGGAAACCACAGAUAACGGCAAAAUCUGCAGCUCAGGCAAUAGACUGGGCUCGCAAUAAUGAAGUGGACAUAAUUUCCAUGAGUUGGUCAAUUCAAACUCCCGAGGAGGUAGACCUAUUGGAGACGGCCGUGAAAAAGGCUCUUGAUGAUGAAAUCCUUCUCUUUUGCGCAUCGAACGACCAGGGCAACACAGGAGAGAUUCCGUAUCCUGCGCGGAUCAAACCGGAAAAGAUAUUCAAAAUCGGAUCGGCCACGGCGCUUGGUUUUCCAGAGGCCAAGGUACAGAAGUGCGUCGACUUUAUAGCACCGGGUUCCGAAUUCGUGAAGCGGGCAGCGCAUGAGGAUGAUCAAGGCUUCGCAGAGCCGCGGGCCGGUUCAUCGAUAGCAACAGCUCGGUGCGCAGGCUUGGCCGCAGUUAUCCUCCAGUGCAUCGUACUGUACCAGAAAUCCUAUGACAAAAAGCGUGUGCGCAGCCACAAAUACAUGAAGGCCAUGUUGGAGGAGCUGGUCGACAAGACGGAUAGCCACCACUACCUCAAGGUAUGGAAGGUCUUCGAGACGGCCCUAGAUAAUGCAAAGCUCGACAAGGAUUUCGAAUGGAAUGUCAUAUGCAAAGUUGCGGGCGUCUUCUUGGGGAAGAUUCCCUGGUUACCACAAUCGACCGCUCAGCCAGGCAACGCAGGUGGUACAUAAUGUCGAAUGGAAUAGAGGCUCAUAUUCAUGACUAUGCUGCGAGUAAUUCACCACGAGUAAUCUCCUCAUAGCUGAAAUAUCUGAUUGUUCUCAACUUAAGUCAGACUGUAUAGCCACAUAUUCACAAAAUACACCAUGAAACCUAGGAAGGCAAAUUUCAGAACAUCUAAGAAACGAUUCAGGUUUCAUCUUCUUGCCAUUCAACACUCUCUAUGACAGAUAAAGAGUGCAGAGUGUCUUCUUUUGUCCUUGUAGAUGUAAUAGAACCGCGCAAGUACUUCUGACUCUAAUGAUGCCAAAGGAAUUCACCUGAGGGCCCACCUAGGAUAUCUAUUUAGGUAGUCUUCACCAGGAAUAGAGCAUGGCUUUAUUCCUUGUCCAUUUCGCAAAUACCAUCAGAUAGACC